AUGGCCAUUUUUCAGUCUAUCCUGAAUGCCUUGUUUGGCUUGGGUCAGAAGUUCAAUGUCCUUAAUCCAGCCUUUCAGUUUGUUCGGACUACCCUGUUCUCUUACCUCAAAGAAAUGAUGAAAUUUACCGUUCCAGCCUUUUAUUUCCGCAUUAUGGCUAUCAUUGAGGGAGGUGAGCAAACUAUUGGUAUCGUGGUGUGGGGGUUUAAGUGGGGAACUGGUGACCGGAACCGGGAUGGAAUUCUCCCUCUGGCAUAA
Penicillium malachiteum is the source of this 258-nucleotide messenger RNA. RefSeq lists its product as uncharacterized. Lineage: Eukaryota; Fungi; Ascomycota; Eurotiomycetes; Eurotiales; Aspergillaceae. The transcript has a single exon. Bases 1 to 258 code for a protein of 85 amino acids. The record is from RefSeq and is a predicted model, not a curated record.